GAGAAACGAGUUAAAAACAUUUUGAAGAGAAUCGGUCGAGAUCCGAGCAGCAUCUCAAAACCAACAAUCAAGAGCUUCUGUAAGAAUGCAAGAAAACUUAAAGUAUGCAGAUAUCGUAUGGUAGAAGACGAGUUCAGCAAUCCUUCUGUAACCGAAAUUCAAAAGUGUUUAGCGGACGAAGAUUACAGUGGUGCAAUGGGAUUUUAUGUUCUUCUUAGAGCUGUGGACAGAUUUACUGCCAACUACAACAAGUUUCCUGGCCAGUUUGAUGGUGGAAUGGAUGAGGACAUUUCUCGGUUAAAAACCACGGCAUUGAGUCUUCUUGCCGACUUGGGGUGUAACGGCUCAGUGCUGCCCGAUGACCUUAUCAAUGAGAUGUGUCGCUUUGGUGCCUCGGAGCUUCAUGUGGUUGCUGCCUUUGUUGGUGGAAUCGCAUCUCAAGAAGUCAUCAAGCUUGUCACAAAACAGUUUGUGCCGAUGUUGGGGACUUACAUCUUCAACGGCAUUGAUCACAAGUCUCAGUUGUUGACACUGUAGAAGAUCUCUCCUUGGACAUUGGUGGCUUGAAACAGAGAGAAUAGCGUUAUAUUAUGUUUUUUUUUCUUCACUGAGUUUUAAAAGAAUCUUUUCGCGGGUGUACCUGUUCAAGGAUAUGAUUUUAACCGGCACAAGAUUAUGCCCUGAGUGUUUAGCUUUUAUAUCAAUGGUCACAUGAAUCGUAUUGAUGGUCCAUGUUAUAACCGCAUCAACCAAGUAUGUGAUUGUUGAAAACUUGAGUUUAUUACUUAUCUUUUGCAUCA
Molecule: messenger RNA, 800 nt
Organism: Raphanus sativus (radish)
Lineage: Eukaryota; Viridiplantae; Streptophyta; Magnoliopsida; Brassicales; Brassicaceae
Product: NEDD8-activating enzyme E1 regulatory subunit AXR1-like
Exons: 5
Coding region: 118-537 (139 amino acids)
Molecular function (GO): ubiquitin-like modifier activating enzyme activity
Source: RefSeq, a predicted model, not a curated record